Messenger RNA from Henningerozyma blattae CBS 6284, 828 nucleotides. RefSeq names its product Aro5p (gene ARO5). The transcript has a single exon. Lineage: Eukaryota; Fungi; Ascomycota; Saccharomycetes; Saccharomycetales; Saccharomycetaceae. Bases 1 to 828 code for a protein of 275 amino acids. The record is from RefSeq and is a predicted model, not a curated record.
AUGUCACAAACUAAAGUCAUAUCAAUAAUACGGCCAGCUCCAGAAUGCACCCUCGAUAACAAAGUCCCUGAAGAAACCACCAGCCAAUUGAACAUUACAGAAACUAUCUACAACAUGUCAAAUACCAACGUUGAAAUAUUGACUCAAAUCGUCAAAGAAUUGAGUGUUUCCAUUUGUAAACCGAUCCAUGAAUUUCUUGAUAAUAUAUUAGAGAAAUUCAUGUUCCCUAAAUCUACAAUGAAAUUGACCUCAAAUGAUAUCAACAUCUUGGGCAAUGCAAGAAUAUUGGAAAUCAUUUAUUUGAAUAGUUUGAUCGACAAAAAUGUAUUGAAUAAUUACAUUUAUCCUAUCAAAGAAGACAAAUCCAAUUUGAUUGAUUUGAUCAAUGUCUUACAAAGAAUCCACGAGAUAUUAAUAAUGUUUCUAAAUGAAUUAAAUCAAUCGAUCAAUCAUAACGACUUCAUCAAAGAAUUUCUCAUUCAUGAAUUAUUGAAUUUCGAAACUAUUUUCAAAUCAUUCAAGAAAUUCGAUUCCAUCAUGAUUAAAUUAUUUGAAUCCUUCCAAUUAACCGUCAAACAUAUAAAUAUAGAAUUCAGCGUCAACCAAUGUCUGCUGACAGAAAUUCAAACUUUUAUAAAAGAAAACAAGUCAAUGUACAAUCAAUUGAUCAUCAAUUCAAAUGGGUUUGUCGAAUAUUGUAAGAUAAACGAAAUCCCACGCACAUCCUCUCUUUCUGUAAAGGCUAAUAUUAUCAACGACCAUCGCUUCAACUUAUUCAUUAACAAAAGAAAGGAUGAGUUGCAAUUAACAGCUAGAAGAAUUUUUUGA